UCCUCCGCGCCGCAGGAGUCGCUGUUUCGCCGGCGAAGGGGGGCGGGGCCGCGGCGCCCUCGCCUCUCUCACGUGGCACCGCCCCCUCGCGACACGCGGUCAGGAAGUCGGAGGCUCCGCUACUCCGCGGCGGCAGCGACGCAAGCCACGCCUCCUCGUCCGCUCCCAACCAAUCGCCGCGCUCCCCUUCGGCCCCGGCGCGCUGGCGUCUCCUAUCCCUUUAAGGAAGCGCCGGGGCUCCCGAUUGGAUGCAGAGCGGAGUCGGGAGGGGCGAGGCGAGGGGAGGGGUGGGAAAAAAACGGGGCGCGCGCCCGCGGUUCUCCCCGUUAGCGCGCGCGCGGGCGGGGGCUGGGCCGGCGGCGGCAGCGGCGGCGUUGGGUGCGCACCUGCGGCCGCCUCGGGGCGGGGCGGCCGCGCAGGGAGCGGCGGGCGGGGCGAUGCCCCCGCGGCAGAGGUAGCCGCCGGGUGCCGGCAACCCAUGUGCGAGCCGCGCUCGGGGCGGCAGCCGUCCUCCCCUCAGGUGCCCGCCCCCGGCGCCCUGGCCCUGCCCUCGGGCGGCGGCGGCGGCUGUCGCGCCUCCGCCCCGAGCUACCUCUGCACCUGGGCCACCGCCUUCCCCGCUAGCAGCGUGGCGCAGCCAGCGGAGGGAGCGUGUGCCGGAGCAGCGGCCGCGGGAGACGAGGACGGCGGCGGGGAGAUGGGCGACAAGAAGGUGGCUCUCAUCACCGGCAUCACCGGGCAGGAUGGAUCGUACUUGGCUGAGUUCCUGCUGGAAAAAGGCUAUGAGGUGCAUGGAAUUGUUCGUCGAUCUAGUUCUUUUAACACAGGCCGGAUUGAACAUCUCUAUAAGAACUCACAGGCUCACAUUGAAGGAAACAUGAAGCUGCACUAUGGUGACCUCACGGACAGCACCUGCCUGGUGAAGAUCAUUAAUGAAGUCAAACCCAAUGAGAUUUACAACCUGGGAGCUCAGAGCCAUGUCAAGAUUUCUUUUGACCUAGCAGAGUAUACUGCUGAUGUUGAUGGAGUUGGCACUUUACGGCUCCUAGAUGCUAUUAAGACCUGUGGCCUUAUCAAUUCUGUGAAGUUCUACCAAGCCUCCACCAGCGAACUUUUUGGAAAAGUGCAAGAAAUCCCGCAGAAGGAGACCACCCCUUUUUACCCAAGAUCGCCUUAUGGGGCAGCAAAACUGUAUGCCUACUGGAUUGUGGUGAACUUCAGAGAGGCCUACAAUCUCUUUGCAGUGAAUGGCAUUCUCUUCAAUCAUGAAAGUCCCAGGAGAGGAGCUAAUUUUGUUACUCGAAAAAUUAGCCGAUCGGUGGCAAAGAUUCACCUCGGACAGAUGGAUUCUUUCAGCCUGGGCAAUCUGGAUGCUAAGAGAGACUGGGGCCAUGCCAGGGACUACGUUGAGGCCAUGUGGCUGAUGCUGCAAACGGAUGAGCCAGAGGACUUUGUCAUAGCCACUGGGGAGGUCCAUAGCGUCCGUGAAUUUGUGGAGAAGUCAUUUAAGCACAUUGGGAAAACCAUUGUGUGGGAAGGAAAGAAUGAAAAUGAAGUAGGGCGAUGCAAAGAGACUGGCAAGAUUCAUGUGACAGUCAAUCACAAGUACUACAGACCAACUGAAGUGGAUUUCCUUCAAGGGGACUGUACCAAAGCCAGGCAAAAGCUGAACUGGAAGCCCAGAGUCACAUUUGAUGAGCUAGUGAGGGAGAUGGUGGACGCCGACGUGGAGCUCAUGAGGAGCAACCCCAACGCCUGAGCCCAACGGGACCCGGCCAAGGCACAGCUACACAGGGGCCAAGCUGGGGGCCACCCUCAGCCCUGGUGGCUCUACGCUAGCAGCCUGCGUGUACAAGGCUGGUUCUGUCCCUCCUCCACUCCCCCAGUGCCUCACGCCCCACACAUCGGGGGCAGCCCCACUCCUCCACCCGGGCCACCUCUGGUGUCUGACCCACUACUGUACCUAGAGGAGCCAUUGGCCGGCGAGCCCACUGACUUACUUUUUAAUUAAAACUUGUCUUUCUAUUAUCUAA
This is a messenger RNA of Numida meleagris (helmeted guineafowl), 2033 nucleotides long. RefSeq names its product GDP-mannose 4,6-dehydratase (gene GMDS). Lineage: Eukaryota; Metazoa; Chordata; Aves; Galliformes; Numididae. The transcript is spliced from 11 exons. Bases 479 to 1759 code for a protein of 426 amino acids. The record is from RefSeq and is a predicted model, not a curated record. Gene Ontology annotation, biological process: GDP-mannose metabolic process. Gene Ontology annotation, molecular function: GDP-mannose 4,6-dehydratase activity.